CUUCCCGUGACAUCGCAGACAACGCUCGCUUCCGUCACUGUUCUAUAAAACACUUCAUACUAUAAUACAAACAUAAAACAUACUCUUAUACAGGUCAAUAUAGACUUUAAGCGGCUUGAAAUAAGUCUAACACAUGCGCAGUACAACUUUGCUUACUCAUAUUCAACUAAACAAUCUAUUUUCAGUCGUAAAUGUGAUAUAUAAGGUUGAAUUUAGUUUAAAUGGGGUAGAAAAGGUUGUAUAUGUGUGAGGGCACGCCGCGCAGCCGCCCGGCAGUACUCCCCGGGCGCCGAAGCCGCUUGCCGUGCUUAUCCACAGUGAAAACCUUUAAAAAAACACCCUAAGUCAAUUUUCGCCUUCCAUUUACACCCAAAAACACCUAACGUGCCCCUUUAAAAACAAUAAAAAAAACUAAAAAAUAUAAAAUUGUAAAAAAAGGCCCUUUAAAACGCUUAAUUUGAUAGUUAACUGUGUAUGAAAACAGUUUAAAGUUGAAAUGUGUGUUCAGUGAAACGUCAGAAGCGCGAAACCUUUGGCAGUGUCUGCGUUACAUAACUGUUCCGGGCAAGAUCGAUACCCUGGGCGUAUUAAUAGCGACCUACGGUUGAGAACAGCUGGCCGGCCGCCAGCAUGCAGACCACGAGGAUGCGGCGGCCGCGGCGGCACCGCUGGCUGACGGUGUCUGUAUUCUUCAUCGCGUACUCCGUCGGCCAGGCCCUCAUGAGCUCGCCUGGAGACGCGCCAAAAGAGGGCUCCACGCUGCCCGAACCAACUCCCACGAUACUCACGUCACCAAAAAAAGAAACGGACUUUACCAAGGAAACCAGUCCAAAAGAAACAGAACCAACUCCCGCUGGUGAGAAAGAGAAAGUGCCAGAGGAAGAGGAAGACAAGGGGAGGAAGAAGUUGCUGAAAGGGACCACGGAGCCCGACGAGGAAGAUGAGGGAGAGAAGAAGAAGCAGAAGGACGCCGGGUACGAGCCCUCGAAUGCAGUGCCGACGGUCCACCCCUUGAGGAACUGUACUCCUCCUGCUAUCGAGCAGUUCCCUCGGCCACUGAUGGGGCAAAACGCGCGCAAGCAUGGAGGCCUGAUAUUACACGUGCUGGUGGCUGUGUUCACAUUUAUCGGACUCGCUAUCGUGUGCGACGAGUACUUCGUGUCCAGUCUUGACAGGAUCUGUGAAGAGCUAAAGCUGGCGCCCGACGUGGCUGGCGCCACGUUCAUGGCGGCCGGCAGCUCGGCGCCCGAGCUCGCCACCGUCGUCAUUGGCGUCUUCUGUGCGCAGGACGAUAUCGGCGUGUCAGGCGUGAUCGGGUCCGCAGUGUUCAACAUAAUGUUCGUGAUAUCGGUGUGCGCGCUGUGCGCCGGCACCGUGUCGCAUCUCAAUUGGUGGCCGCUGUGCCGCGAUUGCUUCUUCUAUGCCGUCUCUAUACUGGUCAUGCUGUGCACCAUCGCCAAUGGAUACGUCUCUUGGCCCGAAGCGCUGUUCAUGCUGAUAAUGUACGGCGUGUACUGCGUGGCUCUGCGGUUCAACAGCGAGCUGGAGCGUUGGGUUUUGACCAAGAAGCUGCCGUUCAAGCUGCCAACACGGGAGGAGCAGGCUGCACUCGUCACAUACAAGAGCGCGGCUGGGGCGGCGGCGGCCAAACCCGCGGGUGACGAAUACACGCAGAUGGAGGGACAGACCAAGGAGACCGCCCUGCAGAACCCCCCACCAUACAACCCGGACGCCGCAUACGACAACGCAGCAUACAACGCUGACCCUGCUGCCCAAGCGUGGGACCCCAACUCCACCUGGGACCCUAACAGCUCUUGGAGUAACCAGUCCCAGCAACCGGCGGCGCCUGCUAGCAGCUGGGGCGAUACGUACAACUCUCAGCCGCAGCAGCAACAGCAACAACAACCUGACUCCGCCGCUCAAACGCCAGGGCAGCAGCCACAGCAACCAGCGCAGGCGAGGCCCGCAGCCCCGGCGUACUACAAGGCUAAGGAGUACAACCCGGAGACCGCCAUUAACCCGCUAAUAAAGCCCAUCGGAGCAAACCACUUCCAACUAGCGGCUUGGUACGUGGCGUACCCGGUGCACUGGUCCUGCCGGCACACCAUGCCCGAUUGCCGCGGCCGCUGGUACCCCAUCACCUUCCUCAUGUCCAUGCUAUGGAUCUCCUUUUACUCCUACUUCAUGGUGUGGAUGAUCACCAUCAUCGGCUACACCCUGGGCAUCCCGGACACGGUGAUGGGGCUGACGUUCGUGGCCGCGGGCGUCUCCGUGCCCGACGCGCUUUCCUCCCUCGCCGUCAUCAAGGAGGGGUACGGCGACAUGGCGGUCUCGAACGCAGUGGGGUCCAACGUGUUCGACAUCCUGGUGUGCCUCGGCCUCCCCUGGUUCAUCCAGACAGCCAUCAUCCAGCCCGGCUCACACGUCAACGUCAUCAGCAAAGGUCUCGUCUAUUCUACCUUCUCUCUCUUCUCGACCGUGAUCUUCCUGAUCGUGGCCACCCACGCCAACGGCUGGAAGCUGGACAGGAAAUACGGCAUUGUCCUGAUGAUAUGGUACCUCCUCUUCAUCACCUUCGCCAGUCUGUACGAGCUCAACAUCUUCGGGAACUUCAACCCGCCUGACUGUGACUCUUUCUAUUAAAUUGUCUAUGGUAAGUGACCUUGGUCUUAAAUAGGCUAUGCGUCCGUGUUGCCAGUUUUUUAAAACUAUAGAGUUUAGUUCGAUGUUGAAAUGUAUUCUUAAGCUCACCACAGUUGUGUCGGAAUUCAGGUAGCAAUCUCUAUUCUUCGCUCUCUUCUGAAGUAUUUCAAUUUGUUAGUUCGUUAAAAUCUCGAGAGGGUGAAUGAAAUGACAGAUUUUAAAGAACUGACAAAUCAUUCUGGAUAAUCAGACAGAACCAUAGACAUUUGGACCCGAAUUCGGUCGGGUCUGCGUUGAGCCUUAAAUAGCUGUUCUCUUCUAUUUUACGUAUGUUGGCUAUGAAAUCUUUGUAGAUACUAUUUUUGUGACUAUCACAAACUUUAUGCUGGUAAAUGUAUAACAUAUUAUAUAUACUAAGUUUUCUACUACAUAAUACCAUUGUCUUAUGAUGAGUAAAACAUCGAUGUUGUUCUCGCUAUAUGUAAAUUAUAUUUUAUGUUUAAGCGUUCAACCUUCUAUCUAAUUCUA
Molecule: messenger RNA, 3171 nt
Organism: Cydia splendana
Lineage: Eukaryota; Metazoa; Arthropoda; Insecta; Lepidoptera; Tortricidae
Product: probable sodium/potassium/calcium exchanger CG1090
Exons: 18
Coding region: 631-2643 (670 amino acids)
Biological process (GO): calcium ion transmembrane transport; intracellular calcium ion homeostasis
Cellular component (GO): plasma membrane
Molecular function (GO): calcium channel activity; calcium, potassium:sodium antiporter activity
Source: RefSeq, a predicted model, not a curated record